AUGUUGACCGAAGCUCUGGUGGUCUCUGAGCCUGGCGCGCCAUUCAAAUAUCAGAAAGUCCAACUGCAAGAUGAUUUAAGAUCCGACGAGGUGGCAGUGCGCAUAAAAGCGACAGGUGUUUGUCACACGGACUUGAACUUUGCAAACGAAAAGUCCAUGCCUGAACUAUAUCCUGCUGUGCUUGGACAUGAAGGAGCAGGUAUCGUCGAGCGGAUUGGUUCUGCUGUCACAAAAGUUUCGCCCGGUGAUCAUGUCAUUGUAUGCUAUUCGAGCUGCGGCAAAUGCAAGUAUUGCAUUCGCAAGGAGACGUCAUACUGCGAUUUAUGGUUCCAGUACAACUUUGGUAUAGGACGGCUAGACGGAUCCAAGACUUUCUCCUCGACCACAGACGGCCAACGCAUCACGUCUCACUUCUUCGGCCAGAGCAGCUUCGCAAAGCAUAUUCUCGUAUCGGAAAACGGGCUGGUGAAGGUCGACAAAGACAUUUCUUUUGAGAAACUGGCCCCACUAGGGUGCGGCAUGAUGACGGGUGCUGGAGCUAUGCUGAACGUUAUCGAACCAACAUCUGAAAUGGCGGUCGUGGUGGUGGGAGCAGGAACAGUAGGGCUAGCAGCAAUAAUGGCUCUAAAAUUACUCGACCAUCCUCCCAAGAAGAUUAUUGCUGUGGAUGUCGUUGCAAGUCGACUAGAAAUGGCACGGGCGUAUGGAGCGACUCACGGGGUGAACUCCAAGAUCCGACCAGACCUGAUGAAGGUGCUGAUGGAUAUCACGAAUGGGCGAGGGGUGGACGGCGCGAUCGACACCACUGGCCGACCACCGGUCCUCAAGGAGCUCAUUCACAGCGCCGCCAGGAAGGGCAAAGUCGUAUCAGUGGGUGUAGGAGACCUCUCAGCAGAAGCAUCUUACAACAUUUUUGAGAUGGUCAACUCAGGGUGCAGCUAUAUCGGAUGCUGUGAAGGAAACUGCUUUCCGCCUGAGUUUCUUCCGCGACUAUUGACGGCAAAUCAGGCGGGGAGAUUCCCAUACCAUGAGUUGAUCAAGACGUAUCCGGCGAAGGAAAUGGCACAGGCUGUCAAUGACAUCCAUAGCGGCAAGACGGUGAAGGCAGUGCUGCUGUGGGAUUGA
Messenger RNA from Exophiala spinifera, 1125 nucleotides. RefSeq lists its product as uncharacterized. The transcript is spliced from 4 exons. The record is from RefSeq and is a predicted model, not a curated record. Lineage: Eukaryota; Fungi; Ascomycota; Eurotiomycetes; Chaetothyriales; Herpotrichiellaceae. The coding region runs from base 1 to 1125 and encodes 374 amino acids. Gene Ontology annotation, molecular function: oxidoreductase activity; zinc ion binding.